Molecule: messenger RNA, 1224 nt
Organism: Vicia villosa (hairy vetch)
Lineage: Eukaryota; Viridiplantae; Streptophyta; Magnoliopsida; Fabales; Fabaceae
Product: protein STRICTOSIDINE SYNTHASE-LIKE 13
Exons: 4
Coding region: 1-1224 (407 amino acids)
Biological process (GO): biosynthetic process
Molecular function (GO): strictosidine synthase activity
Source: RefSeq, a predicted model, not a curated record
AUGGAGAAGAGAAACUUACUAAAAGAUGAAAUAUUUCUUCAACACCCUUAUAUUCUUUCUAUUAUUAUAAUUUUGAGUUUUGUUGUGAUGGAUCCUUUUCAUAUGGGUCCAGUAUCGCAACAUGAAUUUAAACCAGUGAAACACGACAUCGCACCGUAUAAAAAAGUCAUGGAAAAUUGGCCUAGGGAUAACAUGAGUAGGCUAGGAAUUCAUGGAAAAUUAGAAUUUGAAAAUCAAGUAUUUGGACCAGAAUCACUCGAGUUUGAUAACAUGGGUCGUGGCCCUUACACCGGUUUAGCUGAUGGCCGCGUUGUUCGAUGGAUGGGGGAAGAACAUGGUUGGGAAACAUUUGCCAUUGUUACGUCCAAUUGGACUGAAAAAAUUUGCAUGAGAGGAAAUGAUUCAACGACAUCAAAGCAAUGGAAGCAUGAGAAAACAUGUGGGCGUCCCCUUGGUUUGAGAUUUGACCAAAAGAGUGGAUAUUUAUAUAUAGCAGAUGCAUAUUAUGGUCUUCUUAUGGUUGGACCAAAUGGAGGGUUAGCUACACCAUUGGCAACCCAUAUUGAAGGGAAGCCUAUUCUUUUUGCAAAUGACCUUGAUAUUCAUAAGAAUGGAUCCAUCUUCUUCACAGACACCAGCAAAAGAUACAAUCGAGUUGCACACUUUUUUAUAUUAUUGGAAGGAGAAGCAACAGGUAGGCUUCUAAGAUAUGAUCCUUCAACCAAAACAACCUCAGUUGUCCUAGAUGGUCUUGCUUUUCCUAAUGGAGUGCAAAUUUCUAAAGAUCAAUCAUUUCUCAUAUUUACUGAAACCACUAAUUGCAGGCUAAUGAAGCUUUGGAUAGAAGGUUCUAAAUCUGGAUUGGUGGAACAUGUAGCCGACCUUCCAGGAUUUCCAGACAAUGUAAGAAUAAAUGAAAAAGGACAAUUUUGGGUGGCAAUCGAUUGUUGUCGCACUGGCGCUCAAGAAGUUUUGAGCAAUAAUCCAUGGUUGAGGAGUAUUUACUUUCGCUUGCCUAUAAGGAUGAGCAUAUUGGCAAAAGUGAUGGGGAUGAAAAUGUACACUCUAAUUACACUUCUAGAUGAUAAAGGAAAAAUUCUUGAAGUGCUUGAAGAUCGAGAAGGCCAAGUGAUGAAAUUGGUAAGCGAAGUUAAAGAGGAAAAAGGAAAGCUUUGGAUUGGAACGGUAGCUCAUAACUACAUCUCAACCUUACCUUACCCUUAA